Molecule: messenger RNA, 798 nt
Organism: Punctularia strigosozonata HHB-11173 SS5
Lineage: Eukaryota; Fungi; Basidiomycota; Agaricomycetes; Corticiales; Punctulariaceae
Exons: 2
Coding region: 1-798 (265 amino acids)
Source: RefSeq, a predicted model, not a curated record
AUGGCCCUCUUCACGUCUAACGCCAACGUCGCCGCUACGACCUCGACUUCCCCGUCUACACGGCCCUCGCUCCCUCCUCUCCAUACGCUUAACCUCCCGCGUCCGGACGCAUCGCGCCGCGCCGCUUCGCCCGCCUCGAGCGCGAGCUCUCACGAAUCCUACGACUCUCCGAUGACCCCUUUUAACCCGUACCACCCUCGCCACCGGCACCGGAUGCCCUCGACUUCCUCGACCUCCUCCACACCCUCGCGCCUCGCCUCGCUCUCCCCGCCGCCCUACAUCUCGCACGCGCCCUCCACGACACGCGCCUCCUCAAAAUUGUCCUCUCCCUCUCCCUCAAGCAUCACCGGACCAGAAGCCCCCGAACGCAUCCUCCGCCUGCGCCCCGUCCGCACCCUCGCCGAAGCCGACGCCGCCAUCGUCAUCCCCGCGCCCGACACGCCCUUCAUCCCCUCCCUGCCUCCCGUCGACGUCCUCUCCUCCCCCUCAACCUCCCCUUCCUCCGCCUCUCCCACCUCCCUCAAGUCCGGCCCGACGCUCACCGCGCCCUCGUCCUCCAUCACCUCCAUCGCCCGCCGCACCUCCGUCUCCUCCUCCCCCACCAAACCGGGUGUUAGGAGCGGGACCGGGAAUGGGACCGGGAACGGUCAGGUCCUCCUCCUCGUGCGCGAAGGCAUGCGCCACCUCAAAGGCCCCGACCGGCGCCUCACCCACGGCGCGCGCGUGCACCCGUACCGGAUCGAGUGGGUCUCGCCCGACGCCUCUCCGGCGUCCAGGCGAGGAUCGAUGGCGUCGUAA